GAGUGCCCGAGAUGGCUUAUUUGAUGUCGCAGCAAAAUUUUGAACGACCUUUUUGAAUGCUCUCUCACGAUCCAUGAUUUUCAAGCUUCUUUUUCGAGACAACGCACGAAAAACUGCUACACGCGGUAUCAUCUAUGAUCGUGUGGUCGCGACCGCGCGUUUCACAUUUAGAAGGAAAGAUCAGCGGACCUUUUUUAUCAUCAAAUUGAUUCCAG
Amoebophrya sp. A120 is the source of this 215-nucleotide messenger RNA. The record is from the annotation of a GenBank genome assembly. NCBI's taxonomy places the organism in Eukaryota, Dinophyceae, Syndiniales, Amoebophryaceae.